This is a messenger RNA of Hydatigera taeniaeformis, 1476 nucleotides long. The record is from the annotation of a GenBank genome assembly. Lineage: Eukaryota; Metazoa; Platyhelminthes; Cestoda; Cyclophyllidea; Taeniidae.
AUGUGGGAAUUCUUUACGAUGCUGCAGCAUUGUGUUAUGGAUUCUAUUCUCGAUCUGCACGUUGAUCGCCGUCGGACUGUUAGCUUCUACCUAUUUAAUCUGACCAACGCAGAAGAGUGGCAAACGAAUGGCACGAAGCCAAAAUUAAGGGCUGUUGGACCCUACAGGUACAGGCGAAUUACUAAGAAAAGCGACAUACACUUCAGUGAAGGUAGUUGCGGCCAAAGAGUCUUGGAGUAUAAACUGUCCACCGUGUACCACUUUGAACCGAAUGGCUUCACUCGGGAUCCCAGGCAAGACAGGCUAAUUGUACCCAACUUUGUUGAAGGCAUCGCCAACUCCAUGAUUAAACAAGCCGGAUCUUUGGGUACGAGAGCAGUGUGGUACUUCUUAUCAAAACCACUUCUCUUGAAUCUCACCGCGGAGGAGAUCAUGUGGGGACAUGAGUACGGAAAUUUGGUGGCAGGACGAGUCCUAGGCAUGGUUGAAGACGCCAAGAUUGGUCUGUUCAAUAGACUUAACAAUACAAUCUAUGGCCCCUACAAAACCGACACAGGGAAUAUCAACAUCUCCAGACUGGGUGCCUUGGUGGCCUUCGAAGGAAAGACGCAACUUGACAAAUGGGGCUCAGACUAUGCUAAUAUGCUCAACGGUACAGCCGACAUCAUCACACCACCGUCGGUGAAGAUGGGCGAUAGGCGUUACAUGUUUAGCACUGAAAUCUGUCGCUCGGUGCCGUUGGUAGCUAAGAAGUGGGUCUCUGCCAAAAAUUUUCCUCAGUUGAAGCUAUUGUCCCUGGAAAUAGAUAGCAAGGUAUUUCUCAGUGCUGAUGAGGACCCGGACAAUGCUGCCUUCCAUGCACACGUCUAUCCCACCAAUAAGUAUCCUCCAACUGGUCUUUUGUCAAUAAGUCCUUGUGUGGAUUUCGGUAUUGAAGGUGACGAGCCCUUAUUCAUCUCUCUUCCCUUCUUCAAUCAAGCUGCUGAUGAAGUGAAAGACUCUGUUGCCUUCGACGGUCUCAUUGAACCCCAUUUGACCUCACAAGUGCACGUUGACCCCAAAACCGGAAUUCUGGUCGAAGGCGAACUCUUCUUCCAAAUUAACAUCUUUCUAUCCAAAACAAUACAGAGAACACCAAAAGAUAUCUAUUUUCCCCUGGCGUAUAUAAACGAAUGUGCCCUUUUCGUUGUGCUUCAUACGUUGCAAAUGCCCAUUCCUCUCCUUCUCAAGACCACAUACGCUGAACAAGAGUCUGCAAAGCAGCUCUACCGGAUGGUCUAUGAGACGCCAGAAGUGAUACGUAGGGCGUUGAGGUCUCUUCUCGGUCUCUCUGCAAUUCUGGCAGUGCUGUUUUCCAUCUCCGCUCUGAUUCUUCACUGGCGAGAGCAUCGACACUUGUUUGCUCCGUCGGAAGUGAACUGUGGCCUUGAGGAAGGCAGUUUGAAAGAGGAGGACUCCUUUUAUUGUAUGUUUUGA